Effrenium voratum is the source of this 309-nucleotide messenger RNA. Lineage: Eukaryota; Dinophyceae; Suessiales; Symbiodiniaceae. The record is from the annotation of a GenBank genome assembly.
AUGAACGGCCAGAACAUUCGCAUCCGCCUCAAGGCGUUUGACCACCGCGUGCUCGAUGCGUCGACCCGCGAGAUCGUGUCGACCGCCAAGCGCACCGGUGCCGGCGUCCGCGGACCCGUGCCGCUGCCGACCCGGAUCGAGAAAUUCACCGUCAACCGGUCGCCGCACAUCGACAAGAAGAGCCGCGAGCAGUUCGAGAUGCGCACGCACAAGCGUCUGCUCGACAUUGUCGAUCCGACCCCGCAGACGGUCGAUGCGCUGAUGAAGCUCGAUCUGGCCGCCGGUGUCGACGUCGAGAUCAAGCUGUAA